AUGGUAGUUAUUGGGUUGAAUAAUCAAAUACUUCAGAGAAUUAAUGAUUACAAUACAUCAGAUAAAGUAGUAUUGUCAAUAAAUAAUGUCGAAAUAACAAUCAACAAGUCUUUCGCAGUUGCAUUUUCGAAAACUUUUUACUCACAGUACUUGUUAGACAAUAGUACAGAUAAAAUCGAUGCAAAUACAGACAUUGAAUCACAAGAUACAUACAAUAUUUUGAAAGACAUCCUUCAAUACAGGAAAACAGAGUUCGAAUGCAACGAAACAAUUUUGAAAGAUCUCUUUCACAUCGGUCUCAAACUCGAGAUGCAAGAACUUAUUAAUUUAUACGAAACAUAUGUCAUCGAUAAAAUGGAAAUUGACAAAAACAAUUGUUUUCAAAUUCUUGAAUUUUAUUUUGAUAUUUCAAAAGAAAACAAGAUUUCAGAAUGUAUUGAUUUUAUCUCAUCACAUUUCUUUGAAAUCAACUUAGAACAACUCAAAACGAUUUCCAACAAACUCGGAAUUGACAUUCUUAAAAGGAUAGUCUUCAAUGAUUUGCUUGUAAUGAAAGACGAGGAUUCAUUUGCUAGAUGCAUUCUUUUUCUCGCUGAUGAUAAUGAAAUCUUUUAUACAUUGAUCGAAAGCAUUCAUUUUGAAUUUUGCUGUGAUGAAAUUAUCAAUAAAAUAUAUAGUUUGGCAAAUUCAAGUAAUUGCAUGAGUUUCCUCAAAUAUUUUCAUGAUUCAAUUAUUCGAUUCAAAAAUGGGAAACAAAUAAAUCCAAGAGCUUUUAAUCCAGAAGAUUUUGAAUCUAUGAUUGAAAAGUACAAAGAUUCAAAUGAUUUUGAAAGCAUUUACAAAUUCUUUGAACGACUUUCUGAAUACGAAUACCAAGCCAUUAUUUAUAAAUCUUGCAAAGAAGGACUUUUUGAAAUUUGUGAUAAUAACGAUGAAAGAAAUGUUCUUCAUGAAGCAUCUUUUAAAGGAAAUUUGAAAUUAAUACAAUAUCUUGUUUCAUGUGGAUGCAAUAUUGAAAUGAAAGAUAAAAAUGGAAAUACUCCAUUGAUUAUCGCUUGCUCUAGUGGUCAUCUUGAAGUUGUUAAAUAUUUUAUCUCAAUUGGGGCUAAUAAAGAAACUAAGACUAAAAGUGGGAAUACUCCACUCAUUAUGGCAUCAUUUAAAGGUCAUAUUGAAAUAGUCAAAUAUCUAAUCUUGAUGGGGGUUAAUAAAGAAUCAAAGAAUAAUUAUGGAAAUACGCCACUCUUGGUUGCAUCAUUUUAUAAAGCCCCACCAGACAUUUUACAAGACUAUUACAAAAAUUCAUCUAAUAUUGAAAAUCUCGAAGUUGUUAUAUAUCUUUUGUCUGUUGGAGCUGAUAAAGAAGCAAAAAAUAAAGAAGGAAGUACCCCGCUUAUAAUUUCUUCAUGUAAAGGUCAUCUCGGAAUUGUAAAAUAUCUGGUUCCUCUUGGAGCAAAUAAAGAAGCAACAGAUAACAAAGGAAAUACUCCCCUCAUUUUAGCUUCAACCAAUAAUCAACUUGAAAUUGUUAAAUAUCUUAUUUCUGUUGGGGCAAACAAAGACGCAAAAGAUAAUGAUGGUUCUACUUCACUAAUCAUUGCUUCUAUGAAAGGUCACCUUGAACUUGUUAAAUAUCUUAUUUCUGUUGGUGCAGAUCAAGAAGUGAAAAAUAAUGAAGGGAAAAAUGCAUUAUCCUAUGCAGAAGGUGAUGUUAGGGAUUUCUUAUUAACAAUUUGA
Trichomonas vaginalis G3 is the source of this 1737-nucleotide messenger RNA. Its product is annotated as protein ubiquitination. The transcript has a single exon. Gene Ontology annotation, molecular function: protein binding. Lineage: Eukaryota; Parabasalia; Trichomonadida; Trichomonadidae. The record is from RefSeq and is a predicted model, not a curated record. Bases 1 to 1737 code for a protein of 578 amino acids.